AUGGGAACCACUUCAGGACCACAGUUCCUAUCAGAGGAUGGAUUACCGUACGGUAUGCCAAGUGGAGCAAGCCCCGCGCUGCACCCUAGCACUCCCUUCGGUAAUCCACCUGCGCUUCAGACCACGGUCGAAGCGGAGCUUUUGGCUCAGAUGACCUCCCUCCGAAAGGAGAUGGCUAAACUCCAAGAACGUAACAAUCUCCUCUCGUCCAAAGUGGACGAAACCCAACGGUUGCUUAAUCAGCAGGAAACGCAAAACGUUCGGAGCACCGAAUCUUCCCAGAGUCAGCAGACCCCCGGUCGGCAGAGGAAGGGAAAACAGGGGGCAAAGGCAACGCCUGCGCCUUCCAAGCAGCUGGUAGUCCCGGCACCCCAGGACCAACCGCACGUACCGAAGAAGGUAUACACCGACUGUCGUCAUCGGAUCAACGACAAGAAGGAUGCCGAGCGGCAUAGGUCCCCAAUCAGACUAAACGCCAACUUGAGGGACUCCCGGAUGAGGGUCUUGGGGGAUAAGUCGCCCCUUCGGAGGGCUCAGGGUUUGGAUUCGGCGCAGGAAUCCGACGAUGAGUACAUCCCCACCAGGGACACCGAAUCGAGCUACCGUUCGGAAGCUUCCCCGGAGUAUUCGAAGGCGAGAUCACCAAGUCCAAGGAAAGCUUCCGAGGACUUUGGUUCCGAGGACGUCCCCAGCCGAGACCCCACCAUCCGAUUACUUUUUCAAAGAAUCCAGAAGAUGGAGGAGGACCGAACCCGAUCCCAGGUCCCUGACUGGGGAAAACUUCGGCCGGGACCGUUUACCGAGCGCAUCAAGAGGUCCAGACCGGACAGGGAGGUGCAGCCGCUGCGCAUACCCUUCUAUACCGGUGUGGAGGACCCUCUGACGCACCUCCACUCCUUCCAAUCGGCAGUUGGGUGUAAGGGCCUCAGCGACGAGGGACAAUGUCUGCUGUUCCCCUCGUCCCUUACCGGAGCUGCGCUGAACUGGUUCUACCGUCUCGAGCCAGGGACGGUACAUUCCUUUGACGAACUGAAGCAGAUUUUCCUCAACCACUUCAUGAUCCAGACGGACCGGUUGUACUCUGCCGACGACCUGUACACGGUUCGGCAAAGGGAAGACGAACCCCUACGGGAAUACGCCGCGCGCUUCAGUCACGAGUACUCGAGGUGUCCCGAAACGGACGACAGGGCAGCCUACGGCGCCUUCAAGAGUGGCCUACGGUCCUCUCACUUCCGGUACCUCGUGCACAGUAGCAACUGGCGCACGUAUGACGAGUUAAUGAAGCAGGCGGCAGUCCAUGCGAAGGCCGAAUACUUCAACUCCAAACCCGGGCCUUCGGCUCGGAGGGAGGAAUCGGCAGCAAAAAGCUAUCCAGGCCGAACCGACGAACCGUCGGCAGGACACAAACGGAAGGACAACCGGGAUAACCGGCAGGGAAAUUCGAAGAAAGGACGUGGGAAGUACGGUCGUAACGACCACCGGGCACCCAUACCGAAUCACGAUCGUGCUCAGGAAGUCUUCACCCUGCUGAACACGACGUACGAGACCGUUCUAAUGAACGAACGUGACCAGAUCCCGAAGCCGACCAACCGGAAGCCCAAUCGGCAGGAUAAUCAGGAUACUGGCAAAUUCUGUCGAUAUCACUAG
Molecule: messenger RNA, 1647 nt
Organism: Prunus armeniaca (apricot)
Lineage: Eukaryota; Viridiplantae; Streptophyta; Magnoliopsida; Rosales; Rosaceae
Source: the annotation of a GenBank genome assembly